Molecule: messenger RNA, 1202 nt
Organism: Musa acuminata subsp. malaccensis (wild Malaysian banana)
Lineage: Eukaryota; Viridiplantae; Streptophyta; Magnoliopsida; Zingiberales; Musaceae
Product: protein RGF1 INDUCIBLE TRANSCRIPTION FACTOR 1
Source: RefSeq, a predicted model, not a curated record
UCUCUCUCUCUCUCUCUCUCUCUCUAAAGUCUACAAAGGCCACAACCCCUGCCCUUCGCAGCCCUUCUUCUAAGCCCUCAGUCUUCCUCUUUCCUUGCUCGUGUCUUUUGAAUAGAAAUCAGCAGGAACACAGACAAGUGGAAGGUGUUGACGAUUGAAAUGGCGAUCGAUCAGGAAUCCCCCUUCAAGGAGCUCAAUCUCAAGAACCGACGAGUCAUGGGCGGAGGAGGGCCGGCGGACGACAACCGGUGGCCGCCGUGGCUUCGUCCCCUGCUGUCGACGAGGUUCUUCGUCCCGUGCAAGCUCCACGCCGACUCCCACAAGAGCGAGUGCAACAUGUAUUGUCUCGACUGCACCGGGGGCGCCUUGUGCUCGCUCUGCCUCAACCAUCACCGCGAUCACCGCACCAUCCAGAUUCGGCGCUCGUCCUACCAUGACGUGAUCAGGGUGUCGGAGAUCCAGAAGGUACUAGACAUCACCGGCGUGCAGACGUACAUCAUCAAUAGCGCCCGUGUGGUGUUCCUGAACGAGCGCCCCCAGCCGAGGCCAGGCAAGGGCGUCACCAACACCUGCGAGGUCUGCGAGAGGAGCCUCCUCGACUCCUUCCGCUUCUGCUCCCUCGGCUGCAAGAUUUCCGGCACCGGGAACGAUUACAACGGCAGCAGGACGAACAAGUCGACCACGAAGAAGGCGAUGGCAGAAGCAUCGGACUCGGAAGAAUCAUACACCAGCUCAAGCCGGGGCAACGAGAAGAGCAACAACGUGAAGCAGAGCUUCACUCCGUCCACCCCGCCGCCAGCUGUCGUCAGCUACCGGAGCGCCAAGAGGAGGAAGGGCAUUCCACACAGAGCCCCCUUCGGAAGCCGCAUCUUGGAAUUCUAGGCCAUGCCGCCCUUCUUCAUUACCACCACCCACAGUGAUACAUACUGAUACGCUACUACUACUAGUGUCCACCACAUAGGCAAAACUUAUCGAAGCAGUUGCUGAAGCUUAAACUAAGGCAUGGAUUCUAUAGUUAUUACUAUGUGAUGGGUUAGUUAAGAGGAGGGACAGUUAGGUAGGUGGACUGGGGAUAUCUAAGUUUUGUGAUGGUAGAUAGGUUUUGGGCUUGAUAAAUGUAAAUACUGAUAAGAAGGGGAGCCAUAGGGAGAUGGUUGGCUACAUAAAAGGAUAGAAGAAUGUGUAAUAAAAUGCUCCUUGUA